UAUAUCGUGACUGCGGCCUCUCUGUUUUCGCGGAGGUACGUGGUUGAAGUUGUAAGACCAGAAAAAGUUUGAAAACAUGGAUCGAAAACAAAAAAAAUUCAAUAUAGCGAUGGUUUCUGAUUUUUUCUAUCCUAACAUGGGUGGUGUAGAGAAUCACAUUUACCAGUUGUCGGAGUGCCUAGUGAGCAGAGGACAUAAGGUUGUUGUCAUUACACACAAAUAUUCAAAUAGAGUUGGUGUGAGAUACUUACGAAACAUGUUAAAGGUGUACUACCUUCCAUUUGGAGUUUUCCACAACCAGUGCAUCCUGCCAACAAUUUACUCAACGUUCCCCUUUCUUAGAGAUAUUUUGAUCAGAGAGCAAAUUGACAUUGUUCAUGGCCAUUCAGCAUUUUCGACACUUUGUCAUGAUGCGCUACUGCACUCUAGAACGAUGGGUUUAAAGACUGUCUUCACUGAUCAUUCUCUUUUUGGGUUUGCUGAUCCAAGCUCUGUUAUUACCAAUAAGUUUCUUGAGUUUACUUUGACAGACAUAAGUCAUGUGAUCUGCGUUUCAAAUACAAGCAAGGAGAACACUGUACUACGUGCAUCGUUGGAUCCUCAGAUGGUAUCUGUUAUUCCCAAUGCAGUAGACUCACAACUCUUCAGCCCUGAUACUACAAGGCUCAAAUCCGAUAAAGUGACCAUUACAGUUGCUAGUCGGUUAGUGUAUAGAAAAGGAAUCGAUCUUCUAGCUGGAAUAAUUCCUAUCAUGUGUCAAAAGUACGAGUUCGUGGAUUUCAUAAUUGGUGGUGAUGGCCCUAAAAGAGUUGUUAUUGAAGAGGUUAGAGAAAAAUAUGGUUUGCAGGACCGAGUUUGCAUGCUUGGGACCCUGAAUCAUGCAGAUGUUAAAGAUAUGCUUGUGCAAGGUGAUAUAUUUCUAAACACUUCAUUGACGGAGGCCUUUUGCAUGGCAAUUGUAGAGGCAGCUUCUUGCGGCCUGCAGGUCGUGAGUACUUGUGUUGGGGGCAUUCCAGAAGUACUUCCGCCUGACCUUAUUAUUCUAGCGGAGCCUAAUGUCCAGUCCAUUGCCAAAGCCCUCGACAAAGCAGUUCUGUUAUCAAUUGAGAAAAAAGGCCUUCCGAAAAGAAACAAUUCGUUUCAAAGCAUCUAUUGCUGGGAUUCUAUCGCUAAGAGAACGGAACAGGUUUACCAUAAAGCUAAGAGUGUUCAAGAGAGUUCCUUGAAGACCCGUCUCAAAAAGCUAAACGCGGUUGCUCCAGUUGCAGGGAAGAUCUAUAUAUUUUUGGUUUUAUUGAAUGUGGCCUUUUUUAUUCUACUUGAGUUCCUCUUUCCCAAACAAAACAUUGAUAUCUGCGCGAGAAUUCCUGGUGAAGACGGCGUUUCAAGAAAUGUUGCCGAUCUUAGAACAAAAAACACCUUCCAAAUAUUAUCACAAGGCGAUUGAACGAGAGAAAAGUGAUAGGUUCAAUUUAGAUUUUGA
Rhopilema esculentum is the source of this 1483-nucleotide messenger RNA. RefSeq names its product phosphatidylinositol N-acetylglucosaminyltransferase subunit A. Gene Ontology annotation, molecular function: phosphatidylinositol N-acetylglucosaminyltransferase activity. Gene Ontology annotation, cellular component: glycosylphosphatidylinositol-N-acetylglucosaminyltransferase (GPI-GnT) complex. Gene Ontology annotation, biological process: GPI anchor biosynthetic process. The record is from RefSeq and is a predicted model, not a curated record. Lineage: Eukaryota; Metazoa; Cnidaria; Scyphozoa; Rhizostomeae; Rhizostomatidae.